This is a messenger RNA of Bicyclus anynana (squinting bush brown), 755 nucleotides long. RefSeq names its product trypsin CFT-1-like. Gene Ontology annotation, molecular function: serine-type endopeptidase activity. The record is from RefSeq and is a predicted model, not a curated record. Bases 51 to 749 code for a protein of 232 amino acids. The transcript is spliced from 3 exons. Lineage: Eukaryota; Metazoa; Arthropoda; Insecta; Lepidoptera; Nymphalidae. Gene Ontology annotation, biological process: proteolysis.
AUAACCGUAUAGUGGGCGGCGAUCGCGUUUCCAUCGAGACAUACCCCUUCAUGGCUAGUGUGCAGCGGUAUUGGAAGGACGGUGGCGUGUACAGUCAUGCCUGCGGCGGCUCGCUCAUCACAACAACAGCCGUGCUCUCCGCUACUCAUUGCUAUGCACGAAAUCAUAAUGCGAUAGAACAUCGUGUACGACUCGGGUCCAGCUUACACGAAACAGGGGGCUCACACAUAGCGGUCUCGCGUUUCAUCCUGCACCCUGAAUUUGUUACCAUACUGUGGCUUAACGACGUGGCUAUCAUUAGGCUGGCAACAUCGGCGCCACUGUCCAAUAGGAUUCAAGUGGCGCGUAUUGCGGGACCGAACUACCCUCUGCCGGACGAUUUAAGAGUUUACGUUGCUGGAUGGGGGGCUAUGCGUUCUAACCGACCAGCCGGUUCGCGUAUUCUACGUCACACAUAUGUGCGUAUAAUCAACCAAGAGAUCUGCACUGAGCGCUACGCCCAACUCCAGGCCCAACCUGGUAUGGAAGAUAUGGCCCUAGUGACACCUGAAAUGUUCUGCGCCGGACUCCUCGACAUCGGCGGUCAGGACGCUUGUCAGGGCGACUCGGGUGGACCCGUCGUACAUGAAGCCAACGUUAUAGUCGGCGUCACAUCCUGGGGAUACGAAUGUGCUCAUCCUCGCUACCCCGGCGUAUACGUCCGGGUACCGUCCUACACGCAAUGGAUAGUGGAUAAUGCGGUAGCGUAAUGAACU